GUGUCCCCCUGGAUCAGUCUCUCCCAGACUCUUCAGAUUUUCCUGUCCCUGUGUCCUCCGUGUCCACCUCUCUCAACCUCUCUCCCCGCAUUUCUGUCUCUGCCCGUCCCCGCAUGCCUCCUUCCCAGUUUCGCCGGCGGUGGGGCGGAGGGGGAGAAGGAGGAGGACAAGGGGCGGGGAGCGGGCGGCACGUGGGGACUGGAGCCCGGGAAGGAGGGAGCGCGGGAGGGAGGGCAGCGGGCGGGAGGGAGGAGGGCGGCGCGGGGAGCGGCGGGGGCGAGCGCGGCGCGCCCGUCCCGCCUCCUCCUCCGCCGCCUCCGCGUCCGUUCGGCGCGGGCCCGGGCGGCAUGGGCUGGCCCGGGGGCUCCCCCUGCUGUUGCCCCGCCCCGCCGCGCCCCCGCCCCGCCGGGCGCCCCCCGCAGCCCAGGAAAGCUGAGCCGCAUAGCUUCCGGGAGAAGGUUUUCCGGAAGAAGCCACCGGUCUGUGCAGUGUGUAAGGUGACCAUCGAUGGGACGGGUGUCUCGUGCCGAGUCUGCAAGGUAGCAACACACAGAAAAUGUGAAGCAAAGGUGACUUCAUCCUGUCAGGCCUUGCCUCCCGCGGAGCUGCGGAGAAACACGGCCCCUGUGAGGCGCAUAGAACAUCUGGGAUCCACCAAGUCUCUGAACCACUCAAAGCAGCGCAGCACUCUGCCCAGGAGCUUCAGCCUGGACCCGCUCAUGGAACGCCGCUGGGACUUGGACCUCACCUACGUGACGGAGCGGAUCCUGGCCGCCGCUUUCCCCGCGCGGCCGGAGGAGCAGCGACACCGGGGCCACCUGCGCGAGCUGGCUCACGUGCUGCAAUCCAAGCACCGCGACAAGUACCUGCUCUUCAACCUUUCAGAGAAAAGACAUGACCUGACCCGCCUAAACCCCAAGGUCCAGGACUUUGGCUGGCCUGAGCUGCACGCGCCCCCCCUGGACAAGCUGUGCUCCAUCUGCAAAGCCAUGGAGACGUGGCUCAGUGCUGACCCACAGCACGUGGUCGUACUGUACUGCAAGGGGAGCAAGGGCAAGCUCGGGGUCAUUGUCUCUGCGUACAUGCACUACAGCAAGAUCUCUGCAGGGGCGGACCAGGCGCUGGCUACCCUUACCAUGCGGAAGUUCUGUGAGGACAAGGUGGCCGCGGAGCUGCAGCCCUCCCAGCGCCGAUACAUCAGCUACUUCAGUGGUCUGCUGUCCAGCUCCAUCAGAAUGAACAGCAGCCCUCUCUUCCUGCACUAUGUGCUCGUGCCCGUGCUGCCAGCCUUUGAACCUGGCGCAGGUUUCCAGCCCUUCCUCAAGAUCUACCAGUCCAUGCAGCUUGUCUACACAUCUGGAAUCUAUCACGUUGCAGGCCCUGGUCCCCAGCAGCUUUGCAUCAGCCUGGAGCCAGCCCUCCUCCUCAAAGGCGAUGUCAUGGUGACGUGCUAUCACAAGGGUAGCCGGGGAGCCGACCGGACCCUUGUGUUCCGAGUCCAGUUCCACACAUGCACCAUCCACGGACCACGGCUCGCCUUCCCCAAGGACCAGCUGGACGAGGCCUGGAUCGACGAGAGGUUCCCCUUCCAAGCCUCGGUGGAGUUCGUCUUCUCCUCCAGUCCAGAGAAGAUCAAGGGCAGCACCCCACGGAACGAGCCCUCCGUCUCUGUGGACUACAACACCGCCGAGCCCGCCGUGCGCUGGGACUCCUACGAGAACUUCAACCUGCACCAUGAGGACAGCGGGGACGACUCCCUCAGCCAUACCCGCGGACCCCUGGAUGGCAGUCCUUACGCCCAGGUGCAGCGGGCCCCCCGCCCGACCCCGCCGGCGCCCUCUCCAGAGCCGCCCCCGCCCCCACUGCUCUCCGUCAGCAGUGACUCUGGCCAUUCGUCCACGCUGACCGCGGAGCCGGCCGCCGAGUCCCCCGGCCGGCCACCCCCGACGGCUGCUGAGCGCCAGGAGCUCGAGCGCCUCCUGGGAGGCUGUGGCGUGGCCGCUGGGGGCCGGGGAGCGGGGCGCGAGACGGCCAUCCUCGACGACGAAGACCAGCCGCCCGCAGGCGGAGGCCCCCACCUCGGAAUGUAUCCAGGACACAGGCCUGGCCUCAGCCGCCACUGCUCCUGCCGCCAGGGCUACCGGGACCCCUGCGGGGUCCCCAAUGGGGGCUACUACCGGCCGGAGGGAACCCUGGAGAGGCGGCGGCUGGCCUUCGGGGCCUACGAGGGGCUCCCCCAGGGCUAUGCCGAGGCCUCCGUGGAGAAGAGGCGCCUCUGCCGAUCACUGUCCGAGGGGCCGUACCCCUACCGACCGGAGCUGGGGAAACCGGCCAGUGGGGACUUUGGCUACCGCUCCCCCGGCUACCGGGAGGUGGUGAUCCUGGAGGACCCCGGGCUGCCUGCCCUGUGCUCAUGCCCCGCCUGUGAGGAGAAGCUGGCACUGCCCACGGCAGCCCUCUAUGGGCUGCGGCUGGAGAGGGAGGCUGGAGAGGGGUGGGCGAAUGAGGCUGGCAAGCCCCUCCUGCACCCGGUGCGCCCCGGGCACCCGCUGCCCCUGCUGGUGCCUGCCUGCGGGCACCACCAUGCCCCGAUGCCUGACUACAGCUGCCUGAAGCCACCCAAGGCAGGCGAGGAAGGGCAUGAGGGCUGCUCCUACGCCGUGUGCCCCGAAGGCAGGUAUGGGCAUCCAGGGUACCCUACCCUGGUGACAUACGGCUGUGGAGGAGCGGUUCCCAGUUACUGCCCAGCGUACGGCCGAGUGCCUCACAGCUGUGGGCCUCCGGGCGAGGGCAGAGGGUAUCCCAGCUCUGGUGCCCACUCCCCACGGGCUGGCUCCACUUCCCCGGGCAGCCCGCCCUACCCCCAAUCCAGGAAGCUGAGCUACGAGAUCCCUGCAGAGGAGGGAGGGGACAGGUAUCCGCUGCCCGGGCACCUGGCCCCAGCAGGACCUUUGGCAUCUGCAGAGUCCCCAGAGCCUGUGCCCUGGAGGGAGGGCCCCAGCGGGCAGAGCACCCUGCCUCGGUCUCCCCGAGAUGCCCAGUGCGGUGCCUCCUCCGAGCUGUCUGGUCCUGCCACGCCCCUGCACACCAGCAGCCCCGUCCAGGGCAAGGAGAGCAGCCGACGGCAGGACACCAGGUCCCCCACCUUGGCGCCCACACAGAGGCUGAGUCCUGGAGAGGCCUCGCUGCCUGUUGCCCAGGAAGGGCCCGAAAAGGCUCCAGAGCUGCCGGCAAGGAGUGGGCCUGAGCCUCCGGCCCCUGGCCCCUUCUCCCCAGCCUCCCCGCCCAGCUCGCCCAACGACUGGCCUCAGGAGAGGAGCCCGGGGGGCCGCUCGGACAACGCCAGCCCAAGGGGCCCUGUGCCCACCACCCUGCCCGGCCUCCGCCACGCCCCCUGGCAGGGCCUUCGCGACCCCCCCGACAGCCCGGAUGGGUCCCCCCUCACCCCUGUGCCUACUCAGAUGCCCUGGCUUGUGGCCCGCCCAGAGCCGCCUCCGAGCUCCCCCACACCUGCCUUCCCUCUGGCUGCAUCUUACGACAUCGACGGCCCCCUCCGGCCCCCACUUCCCGAGAAACGCCCCCUGCUGGGGCCUGGGCAACAGCCGGGACCCUGGGGCCCAGAGCAGGCAUCCCCGCCAGCCAGAGGCACCAGUCAUCAUGUCACCUUUGCACCUCUGCUCCCGGAUAAUGCCUCCCAACCCCCAGGUAGAAAGGCCUUCAGGUGGCUGGGGCCAUCUCCGGAGAACACUUUUUCCCAGGGAGAGGCAUGGCGUGGCAUGGGGACUGGGGAGCCCCGAGGCCAAGCCCAGUCCCUCCCUGUCCUAGAGCCCCCUAUGCAAGAGAGCCAGAGCAACGUCAAGUUUGUCCAGGAUACGUCCAAGUUCUGGUACAAGCCACACCUGUCCCGUGACCAAGCCAUUGCUCUGCUGAAGGACAAGGACCCUGGGGCCUUCCUGAUCAGGGACAGUCAUUCAUUCCAAGGAGCCUAUGGGCUGGCUCUCAAGGUGGCUACGCCCCCACCCAGCGCCCAGCCUUGGAAAGGGGACCCCCUGGAACAGCUGGUCCGCCAUUUUCUCAUUGAGACUGGGCCCAAAGGGGUGAAGAUCAAGGGCUGUCCCAGUGAGCCCUACUUUGGCAGCCUGUCGGCCCUGGUCUCCCAGCACUCCAUCUGCCCGCUGUCGCUGCCCUGCUGCCUGCUCAUUCCCAGCAAAGAUCCCCUGGAGGAGGCCCCAGAGGCCCCAGUGCCCACCAACAUGAGCACAGCAGCAGACCUCCUGCGUCAGGGCGCGGCCUGCAGCGUGCUCUACCUGAGCUCCGUGGAGACGGAGUCGCUGACGGGCCCCCAGGCGGUGGCGCGGGCCAGCUCCGCAGCUCUGAGCUGCAGCCCUCGCCCCACGCCAGCCGUUGUCCACUUCAAGGUCUCAGCCCAGGGCAUCACACUGACAGACAACCAAAGGAAGCUCUUCUUUCGCCGCCAUUAUCCAGUGAACAGCAUCACCUUUUCCAGCACGGACCCUCAGGACCGGAGAUGGACCAACCCCGAUGGGACCACCUCCAAGAUCUUUGGUUUCGUGGCCAAGAAGCCGGGAAGCCCCUGGGAGAAUGUGUGUCACCUCUUUGCAGAGCUUGACCCAGAUCAGCCUGCAGGCGCCAUCGUCACCUUCAUCACCAAAGUCCUACUGGGCCAGAGAAAAUGAAGGCAGGCCACAAGUUCCGAGCCCACAUCGACACUGCGCCCCUCUCAGCACCCCACAGCCCUCACUUCCCCUGGCCUGGACCCAGGAGACCUGGGAGGCAGCCUCUCCCUUAGGAAUGGGGAGUGGACACCGGCCCGGGACACUGCUCUCCUUCCCACCCCCAGCCUGCUAAGCGAAGUGGACGGGCCCAGGAGAUGACCUUGCACGUGAGCAGAUGGCAGAGAUGGGUGUGUGAAGGGCGAGGAGGCAUCCGCAGCGGGGCCUGGAGGGGAUCAGGACAGCCCCACCUGCACAAGACCACCACCGCUGGCGGGGAGACAGGCCCUGCCAGCUCCACGCGGCUGCAGGUCCCCGCAUGGCAGGGAGAGGGGAAGAGGUGUGGGGAGCGAGGCACUCCCUCCUCUGCCUCCCCUCUGAGCAGAGAGAUCAGGGUGGGAUUACAUGAAAAGGGGGGAAAAAGAGUCUAUUUUUGUCUAAUAAUAAAGAGUUUCUAUAAUGUUUA
This is a messenger RNA of Hippopotamus amphibius kiboko, 5199 nucleotides long. RefSeq names its product tensin 2 (gene TNS2). The transcript is spliced from 28 exons. Bases 114 to 4697 code for a protein of 1527 amino acids. Gene Ontology annotation, biological process: peptidyl-tyrosine dephosphorylation. NCBI's taxonomy places the organism in Eukaryota, Metazoa, Chordata, Mammalia, Artiodactyla, Hippopotamidae. Gene Ontology annotation, molecular function: protein binding; protein tyrosine phosphatase activity. The record is from RefSeq and is a predicted model, not a curated record.